AGUAUAACUAUGGUAUAACUUCAUAAGCCAAUCGUCGUAUUCACAAUUUCAAUACGUCAAAGAAACAUCACAUCAAUCAAAAUGUCGGGGAUUCUCUCGAAAGUUUUGAGGUUACCACGGAAAUAUCCUUUGCUUCGCGGUAUGCUGUGUUACGCGGUGAUAUGGCCCGCUUGCAGCAUAACCCAAGAGUUCAUGGAGCACGGACCCAACUUGGAAAAAUUGGAUUGGGCUAGAGCAACGCGCUUUGGCGUGUUUGGAACAUUCUUUAUGGCUCCAGUCUUUUACGGGUGGAUGAAGUAUAGCAGCAGAUUUUUCAAGAGAAAUAAUUUGAAGACAGCAAUCCUCAGGGCGGGCUUAGAACAAAUCUCUUACGCUCCUCUAGCGACGGCGUAUUUCUUCUUCGGCAUGAGUCUGCUCGAGAUGAAGCCUAUAGAAGCAUGCCUAAAAGAAGUGGAAGAAAAACUCUGGCCCACGUACAAAAUAGGGGUGUUAUUCUGGCCGAUGGCUCAAACUGUUAACUUUUAUUUUGUUUCCGAAAAGAACAGGAUAGUAUUUGUGAGCUUGGCUAGUUUUGUAUGGACGGUUUAUCUCGCGCAUGUUAAAAGUAAAGAAAAAAAUGAAAAAGCUGUAAUUUGAGUGUAAAUGACUUUAAGCCGGAGUAACAAAUUAUAAUCAGACAUUAUUAACGCGACGCGUGUAUUUUAUUUAAUACAUUUAUUACCUACA
Bombyx mori (domestic silkworm) is the source of this 726-nucleotide messenger RNA. RefSeq names its product mpv17-like protein. The record is from RefSeq and is a predicted model, not a curated record. NCBI's taxonomy places the organism in Eukaryota, Metazoa, Arthropoda, Insecta, Lepidoptera, Bombycidae. The coding region runs from base 82 to 636 and encodes 184 amino acids. Gene Ontology annotation, cellular component: cytoplasm; mitochondrion; membrane. Gene Ontology annotation, biological process: cellular response to reactive oxygen species. The transcript has 2 exons.